AUGCACGCCCCUUCAGUCAUCAGCCUCCUGGUCUCUGGCCUCGCCGCCUCCACGGUUGCCGGCUUCGACCUGAACGCCCCGGGUGCCUCCCUGUCCCGCCGCAGCGUCGCCCUCGUUGCUGCCGCCGUCGGACCCGCUCUUGCCCUCCCCGCUGACAUCUCCAUCGAGGCUCGUCACCACCAAGGCAAGGGCAAGAAGAAGAACAAGGCCGCCGCUGCCGCCAACAACAAGCGCCAGGAGGAGGACGAUGCGGAGGAUGAGGAUGAGGAUGAGCUAGAGGAGCGCAGCCUCGAGGCUCGUCAUCACCAGGGCAAGGGCAAGAAGAAGAACAAGGCCGCCGCCGCCGCCAACAAGCGUGACGUUGAGGAGCUUGAGUCUCGCGAGCCCCACCACCAGGGUAAGGGCAAGAAGAAGAACAAGGCUGCCGCUGCUGCUCGCGAUGUUGAGGAGCUCGAGUCCCGCGAGCCCCACCACCAAGGCAAGGGCAAGAAGAAGAACAAGGCCGCCGCCAACGCCGCCCGUGACGUCGAGGACCUCGAGACUCGCGAGCCCCACCACCAGGGCAAGGGCAAGAAGAAGAACAAGGCCGCCGCCAACGCUCGUGAUGUCGAGGAGACCACCCAGCAGCUCGAGUCCCGCGAGCCCCACCACCAAGGCAAGGGCAAGAAGAAGAACAAGGCCGCCGCCAACGCUCGUGAUGUCGAGACGGUCGAGCAGCUUGAGACCCGUGAGCCCCACCACCAGGGCAAGGGAAAGAAGAAGAACAAGGCCGCCGCCAACGCUCGUGAUGUCGAGACGGUCGAGCAGCUUGAGACCCGUGAGCCCCACCACCAGGGCAAGGGAAAGAAGAAGAACAAGGCUGCUGCCAACGCCCGCGACGUCGAGGAGAUCGAGACCCGUGAGCCCCACCACCAAGGAAAGGGCAAGAAGAAGAACAAGGCUGCUGCCGCCAACUAA
Diaporthe citri is the source of this 957-nucleotide messenger RNA. RefSeq lists its product as uncharacterized. Bases 1 to 957 code for a protein of 318 amino acids. NCBI's taxonomy places the organism in Eukaryota, Fungi, Ascomycota, Sordariomycetes, Diaporthales, Diaporthaceae. The transcript is spliced from 2 exons. The record is from RefSeq and is a predicted model, not a curated record.